Molecule: messenger RNA, 1359 nt
Organism: Nylanderia fulva
Lineage: Eukaryota; Metazoa; Arthropoda; Insecta; Hymenoptera; Formicidae
Source: RefSeq, a predicted model, not a curated record
AUGAGCCUAUCGGAUGAGCCGGCUACACUCUUGAAAGGCGUCGAGAUAUCGAGCAAAGGAUUUAAUCGCGCAUGGGAUACUCUUGUUGCCCGGUACGACAAUAAGCGUAUCCUCAUGGAUGCUCAGCUCUCCGCACUGUUUUCGAUUCGCAAGGCAAAAACCGAAUGUGCAUCGGAAGUGAAACGCCUUCUCUGCGAGCUGAAAGAAGCCAUCGGAGCCCUUGCUACAUUGGGCUGCCCAGUUCAUCACUGGGAUGUUAUUCUCAUCUUUAUGACAGUGCGCAAGUUAGACACCGAAUCUGUAAAAAAGUGGGAAAAAUCACUCGGAGCCACAUCGAAAGCACCAUCGUUCGCCGACUUCGAGAAAUUUCUUCUCGGUCGUAUUCUCACUCUCGAAGCCUUCGAACGAACGACUUCUCGGAAACAACAUGCAAAUCCGUCAAGACCUCAAGCUAACGCUCGUGCAUAUACCGCUGCUGUGUCUGAGCAAAAGUACGCGUUGUGUUUAUCGGGACAUUACAUCUCCUCGUGUCCUAAGUAUCUCGAAAAGACACCCGUGCAGCGAAAGGAAGUAAUCAUUGCAAAAAGUCUAUGCUUUAACUGUCUCGAGCCUCAUCAAAUGAAAUCGUGUCGCUCAACAAAGCGCUGCCGUCUCUGCCACAAGCAACAUUACUCUAUUCUCCAUAAUCAAGCCGGUAACACAGCGAUUGGUGCAUCAGAUGCAUCCUCAAACUCGUCGACGUCUGUCGCCACAUCAUCUCCGCCGGCAACUCAUAGUGCAAGUAUUCUUCCACUCUCUGCAACUUCUCAACUGAGUACCAAGCAAGUCUCAAACUCAGCGACAUCAAGUCACAUUGCUCAAUCGCGAGUAAUCCGUCGGACUCCGGUUCUCUUAGCCACCGCUCUCGUAAACGUCAUCUCAUCAACCGGAGAUCUUUAUCAAGUGCGAGCACUUCUCGAUCAAGGAUCAGAAGUCUCUUUUCUCUUGGAAUCGGUCGCGCAAUUGUUAAAGCUCUCGCGUCGCGCCGCGGCUAUUCCGAUUUUCGGCAUCGGUGCUCAACGCUCAAGCGUAUCAAACGGACUCGUUUCUCUCACAGUGAUCUCUCAAGUGCAUAAAGAAAUUUCUCUCGAAAUUGAUACUCUCGUACUACCGAAAUUAACAGCCUAUCUACCUUCCACGCGUGUUGAAUAUACUCAGUGGCCGCACAUUCAUGGUCUCAAGCUCGCGGAUCCAAACUUUGCCACGCCCGAAAAAAUCGAUCUCAUACUCGGAGCAAAUGCGUACGCUCAAAUACUUAAAGAGGGUAUUCGUCGAGGAAAAAUCGGCGAACCCAUCGCUCAAAGAACGACUCUCGGAUAG